CGUUCUUCCCUGUCAAAGACACACAAAUGAGUCUCCUCCCUCCAUCUCACUCGCUACCUACACCCAACGCGCCACCGCUGCCGGUAUUCCUCCCCAGUGAACUGAUUGCAGAAGUGCUAUCAUGGUUUACCGUAAAGCCACUGAUGCGGCUGAUGUGUGUGUCUAAGUCAUGGAAAUCUCUCAUCUCCGAUCCCACCUUCGUCAAAUUACACCUUCAUCGAUCUUCACAAAAUGCAGAUUUCACGUUUGCAUAUACUGAUGGUUUAUAUAACUCAGGUUGCAGGUCUGUAUCAUUUACUCUUAUUCGUCCAUUCGAAAACUCUCCGAUCAUUAUCAAUCUUCCUAAGGAUCCUUAUCAUCAAUUGAAUGACAAGGACAUUCGUUAUGUUGUUGGUUCCUGCAAUGGAUUGUUAUGUUUGUUAGGCUCUUCUCGCGUCAAUGCCAAAACUGAGAAGUGGUUUCGCUUCUGGAACCCGGCCACGAGGACAAUGUCACCUAGAUUAGGUUCUUCUUGCGAUAACGAUCCUGGUAUUCCUUUUGAUUAUACUUUUGGUUGUGAUAAAUCAAACAACACAUAUAAAGUGGUAGCGAUAAUGAGAAAAACAGUAAGAAUUUUCAGCUUGCAAGAUAAUGUUUGGAGAAAUAUUCAAGAUCCUCCGGAGCAUAGUUAUUGCUUGAUGAAGGCUGUGUAUCUGCGUGGUAGUGUUAAUUGGUUGAUAAUUCAAAAUCACUAUCGUCCUACUCAAAAGUAUACCACUACCAACAAACCAUUCGCGAUUAUUUCACUUGAUUUGGGUACUGAGACGCAUACUCAAUUGUCGCCUCCUCAGGGUGUUCAAAAAAUUCCAAUUGAUGUACCAAAUUUAAGUAUUGUAAAUGAUUGUCUUUGUUUUUCGCAUGAUUUUGAAAAGACCCAUUUGAUUAUAUGGCUAAUGAAGGAAUUUGGGAUGGAAGACUCUUGGAUUCAAUUCCUUAAAAUUAGUUAUCAUGAUCUUCAAUUAGAACAUCCACGUGCUGAUUUGUUCCCAUUAUGUCAUUUGGAGAAAAAUGAUACACUAGUAUUGACAAACCAAAGUAAAAGAGGAAUAUUUAUCUAUAACCGGAGAGAUAAUAGACUAAUGAAAAUCUCUAACCCUCUUUGGUACACUUGCGCCAAUUAUGUUGAAAGCUUGGUAUCUUAUUGUUGAAAGUAAGUUCUUCUACCGCAAUUUACUUGUUUCAAGUUCACUUACUUCUGUUAAUAUUUUCUCAUGAAGGGUUUGACAACUUUUGAAUCUUUUGACAGUUUUUCUCAUGAAGGGUUCAAUGACUUCUUGAUUCAUUUUGGAUUCAUAAUUUGUCCGCAAAUUCUCGCGUUUAAGUGUUUGUUUCAUCAUGAUUCAUGACCUUGAAGCAAAAGCCAUUUACAAACCAUAUAGAAAUCAUGUAUUAGGUUCAAAAAUGGAUUUUCUUCUUUUAGUUUUCUAG
Molecule: messenger RNA, 1467 nt
Organism: Lathyrus oleraceus (garden pea)
Lineage: Eukaryota; Viridiplantae; Streptophyta; Magnoliopsida; Fabales; Fabaceae
Product: F-box/kelch-repeat protein At3g23880
Exons: 1
Coding region: 27-1187 (386 amino acids)
Molecular function (GO): protein binding
Source: RefSeq, a predicted model, not a curated record